AUGGACAAGGUUUAUGAAGAGCUUGAUGAAGCAAAAGCAGAAAUAGAGAAACUGAGGGCAGAACUAAGAGCCAAGACAGAUUCACUUGAGAACUUGAAGAAAUUCUAUAAUUCACAGGUCAAUCAGAUACAGGAAGCAAAGUUAAAAGCUGAGAAGCUGGAUCAAAAACUGCUUCAACAAGAAGAUGAAAUCUCUGAAGCAAAGUUGGCCUGUGAAGAUCUCAAAGGGAAUUUGAAUAAAAAGGAGGCAAUAAUCAAACUUCUCAGUGCUGCAAAUGAUAAACUUCGAGUGGAAUGUGAUGACAAGUUCCAAAAAUGGGAAGAAGAAAAAAGAGGGUUGGUGUUGGCCUUAGAGGAGGUGAGUGAGAAGACACAGAACCAGGAACAACAGAUUUAUCUGUACAAACAAGAUAUUGAAAGACUGAAAGGUUGUCUUUCGGUUUCAAAGGAGAAGUGUUUAGACUCGGAGAAAAAAAGUAGAGUGUCCAAAGAACUAAGAGAAAGAGAUGACAUGUUCCAGAAGUUAGAGGAGGAAAGCAGGAAGGUGGAAGAUCAACUAAAAUGGAAGAAGGAACAGUUUAAGCAUCUAGAAGAAGCACAUGAAAGACUUCGAGAGCAGUUUAAAUGUAGCAAAAAGGAGUGGGAGAUGGAACAAUCUACAUUGAUAGAUGAGAUUUCUUCACUUCAGACUAGGUUAGACUCUCAGAACAGAAUAUCAGAGGAUUUACAGCAUCAGUUACACGCUUGCCACCAUGCUCUUGCUCAUGUAGAAAGCCAGAAAAAGCGACUGGAAGUUGAAGUUUCAGAUCUUAAGGUGCAGCUUGAUAAUGCUAGUAAUGGAUACCAAGAUGCUAGGUUGCAGCUAGAUUGCUUAAACACUGACCGUGACAAAGAUAUUGCAGAUUUGAGAUAUUUGAUAAAAACAAAAGAGGCAUGUAAUAAAGAAUCAAAGUACAGAAUUGAUAAGCUGGAGCAAGAAAAUGAAGAGCUGCGGAUGUCGCUCAAAGAACUCCAGGAAGCUCAAAUUCAAGAGGCAGGAGCUUCAUACUCACAGUCAAAGUUGCGGUCCAAGCUCAGAAGUUUGGAACAAACUCAUAAAGAGUGUGCCUCUACUUUAAAGGCUAAAGAAUCUGAGUGGAACUUUAAGCUAAAACAAUUGACAGCAGACCUGAAUAGAUGUCAGUCUGAGUUGGAAAAUAAAAUUGAAGCAGUGGAAGGCCUCGAGAUGGAACUAAGAAAGUCUCAUUCUUUAUCCGUUGAGAUGAAGUUAUUGAAUGAGGAGAUGUCUGUGAUUCUGUUAGUGUUGAAACAAGGAAUUUCUGAGGCUCAUUUGAAGCUUGCUACGGGUAAAGAUGAGAUGAACCUUAUCAACAAAGUGAGAGAAGAGGAGAUUUUUCAACUGAUGAAGCAGUUGGAGAUGAAAGAUGCUGCUUUGAUGAGUGCCCAGAAAAGCAUAAAUGAAGAACGUGAGAUAUCAGCACGUUUGAAUGAGGAGAUGUCUGUGAUUCUGUUAGUGUUGAGACAGGGAAUUUCUGAGGCUCAUUUGGAUCUUGCUAGUAGUAAGGAUGAGAUGGAGCUCAUCAGCAAAGCGAGAGAAGAGGAGAUUUUUCAACUGAUGAAGCAGUUGGAGAUGAAAGAUGCUGCUUUGAUGAGCGCCCAGAAAAGCAUAAAUGAAGAACGUGAGAUAGCAGCAUGUUUGAUGAGAAAGGUUGAGUCUUGUGGAUUCAACAGUGAACUAGAGCAUUCUCUGCAAAAUGAACUUGAUAGGCACAAGGAAAUGCUGGAGGAAUCAAUUAUAAGUCAGCUGAUCCUCAAAGAUAAGGUUUUUCAUAUGGAAUGUAACUUUAAAGAACAGCUUGAAGAAAUUCACGAUGCUUUAGACAGUGUAAUCAUUGAAUUGGAUGAGACAAUAUGUGAAAGAAAUGAAGUGGAAUUUGAAUUGCAAAUAUGGAAGUCAAUUGUUGAGCGCUUGAAGAAUGAACUCGAAGAAAAUCAUGUGGUGCGUAGAGAAUUGGAAACUUCACUUCUUGCACAAGUAGACUUUGGUGAAAGCCUCAAGCAAGAGAAAGACAGCUUGGUUUCUAGGUUGGAAGAGAAAGAGAGUAGCCUGGAUUAUCUGCAGCAACAUGUUGUGCUAUUGGAACAUGAGCUAAGAACGAGGGGAGAAUCGGCGGAGUCUUCUGAGUCUGAUAAUGUCAGAUAUCUCCGGAUCAUAGCAGAGAAAGACAAGAUUGUAGAAGAGCGCGAGAAAGAAUUUGAAAGUGCUGCGAUUGUGAAAGGCACAUUGGAAAGAACCUUGGAGGAUGAGAACGAUAAUCUUAUCCAGCUUAUGAAAGGAAAAGACAGGAGAAUGGAUGAACUCAUGCAGCAGAUGACUUCACUGGAGCAACAGUUCACCGACUCCUUGACCACCUUUUCUUCACAGCUUGCUGAGAAACAGGCUGAAAUUAAUCUCAUCCGGGAAGCUUGUGACAAGAUUACGGCCUCUCAGAUUCUAGCUGCACUUGAAAUUGAAGAGAAGAAGCUGAUGGUAGUGGAACUUGAGGAUGAUAUACGUGCUAUAAAGCAGAAACUGAAAUUGCAGGAGGAAAACUGGAUCCAAUCAGAGCAAGUAGAAUUGGGUGCAAAACAAGCCAAAGUAAUGGAGUUGAACGAUCAAAUGGUGACUAAGCUAAGAAAAUCAGAUGCUUUGCUUCAGAAACUGAAGAUGGAGAAUAGAAAUUUACUUGAAAAUGCCACGGGACUGUUAUUAGAGAGGGAAAACUUGUUGGCUUUUGUUCAGGGAUUCAGUGACAAAAUCUGUGAGUUUUCUACUGCAGACACUCUACUAAUGGACAUGUUGAGAAGCAUGGUGAAGUCUUUUGAGAAUGGUUGUCCAGCUAUGAAUUUGAAAAAGGGUGAUGGUUUCCUUGUAAAAGAGAAUAUGUUUAUUCAGUCUCCCACGAGGAUAAAGAAACUUGAAUCCAAUUCUGAUACUAGAUCGCCCUUCAAGGAGCUAAAUUUGCUAGAAGAAUAG
Molecule: messenger RNA, 3015 nt
Organism: Sphenostylis stenocarpa
Lineage: Eukaryota; Viridiplantae; Streptophyta; Magnoliopsida; Fabales; Fabaceae
Source: the annotation of a GenBank genome assembly